AUGGGGAGAGCACCGUGUUGUGAGAAGGUGGGACUGAAGAAGGGGAGAUGGACGGCGGAGGAGGACGAGAUACUCUCGAACUACAUAAAGGAGAAUGGAGAAGGUUCCUGGAGAUCAUUGCCGAAGAAAGCAGGUAUACCUAUAUGCAGAUAUGGUCGGCAUUUCUUUACAGAAAGACCAGAAAGUCUAGAUUCCGAUAUUGAUUUCUUUUCUACGAGCUCCUUUGGAGCAUGGGAUUCGUUCCCUUCUCAUGUUUGUUUCUCGCCCAUUGAUAUGGGUUAACCCUGAAGGACCUCUCUCUCUCUCUCUCUCUCUCUCUCUCUCUCUCUCUCUCUCUCUCUGACAGGUCGAAUUCCCGUCGAUGAUCUUCUCUAUCAUGGAUUAACCCUUAACUCUCUCUCUGCUCUUCACUGUCUGCAUUGCCGACGCUCCUGAAGGUCUCCUGAGGUGCGGGAAGAGUUGCAGACUACGCUGGAUAAACUACCUGAGAACUGACCUCAAGCGGGGAAACAUCUCCUCGGAGGAGGAGGAGACCAUCAUAAAGCUUCACUCUUCUCUCGGCAAUAGGUAAAAGAAUCGUUCAAAUAUCUUACCGAUUUCAUUCAACAGAAAACCCAGAAUAUAUCAUUGGCUCUGUCGUCCAAUUCACGAAAAGCCCGAGUUUUAGACGACCACUGUAAACGAAUAAGACAGGAAACAUAAAUACAUCGAUUUGUACGACCAUGGGGAUCUUUUGCUCUCCGUGACCCUUUACUCGCCCUUUGUUCACGGUCGCACGUGGUAGUUGCAUGAAUGAUCUCUUCUGUGUGGAGAGAAACAAUAAAAUAAAAUAAAAUAGAAAGGUACUGGGGACGAGGGACUCACGAGUGACCUGCAUGGUACGCAGAUGGUCCCUGAUAGCCGCCCAUCUCCCCGGAAGGACGGACAACGAGAUCAAGAACCACUGGAACUCGCACCUCAGUCGUCGGAUCCACUGCUUCCGGAGGGGAGCCUUCCUGAUCAUGGACCCCGGGAAGAUUCUCAGCGUGGGACGGCGGCGACGUGGCGGAAAAACGAGCCGGUCAAUGAUGAAGACCGCCGCCGGCGGACCCGCCGCGAAGGCCAGACAGAGGGAGACCGGCGGCGACGGCGGCGCGAUUAAGACCAAGCCAGCGGCGUCUCCGCCGCCGCACCAGAGCCAAUCCGCCGGCGAGGAAGACCUCCUAGUCGGAGAGGUGAUGCUCCCGAGCGAGCUCUGGGAAGCGAACGACGAUAUCGAUAUCGGAGGGGAAUUAUUCUGCUCGAGCUGGACAUCAGGAGACGAGUUCAUGAGCUCGAGGUCAACGAGCGAGGGCAGGGAGGCGGAGCCCACGCCGGCAACGAGCGGGGAGACCGACUCGGCCAUGGGGGGCGCCACGGAAGCCCUCGAUCGCUCAUGCGGCAGCAGCGCAACGUUUGACAGGCCGGUGGAGGAGGACUGGGAGGCCAUGACGGCGAAGCUGUGGGAUGAGGCGGGAGAUGCCUGGCCGUGGCAGCUGGAGGACCUCGGACGGGAGCACGUCGUUGAACCCUUCUACGACGACAGCGCUCUAGACAGCUGGUUCAUCUCCCACGUCCUGUCGUAA
This is a messenger RNA of Spirodela intermedia, 1604 nucleotides long. The record is from the annotation of a GenBank genome assembly. Lineage: Eukaryota; Viridiplantae; Streptophyta; Magnoliopsida; Alismatales; Araceae.